Oncorhynchus mykiss (rainbow trout) is the source of this 1336-nucleotide messenger RNA. Lineage: Eukaryota; Metazoa; Chordata; Actinopteri; Salmoniformes; Salmonidae. The record is from RefSeq and is a predicted model, not a curated record.
UUUGUUGGACAGGCCUUCACCUUGCCAUCAUCGACUAAUGGGACAAUGGAAGAAGAGAGCCAGGACUGUGUCAGAGUGUCUGACAGCUCAGCUGAGGCCAUGGAGGAGUUAAGCAUCACAGAAUGUAGAGUAGUGGACCAGAGCCUGUGUACUACUGAUCCUCCCAUGAGGUCUCUUGAAAACUUUGAAGCAGAAAUCUACGAUCAUGAGGGCAAGGGAGCAUACAGGUUCCAGUGCCCCAGUGCAGGUCUGUUCCAGUGCAGUAUAACAGGCCUGGUGUUCAGGAUGGAGGGAGAAGGAGAGGUGCUCUAUAGGACAGUCCACUGGGACAUGAGGCUUCUAUCCCAGAAUGGAAAGAGGCCUGCAGGACCUCUGUUCAACAUCGACUGUCCUCAGAAGUCUGUCUGUCAACUACACCUCCCACACUGUCAGAUUCAUUCUGAUGGUGGAUGUGACUUCCUGUCUGUAGCCCAUGUGACUGAUGACAACGUGGAGUUUCUCCCUCCCCAUGAGACAACAGACACACAUGUCAUAAUAAACAUCACUGGAUCCUCUGCUUAUGGUGAUGUCACAGAUGAUGAUGCUCCCAUCUCUCCUAUCCAGGGGCUUUUGUUGUUGUUCUACCAACCGUUUCUCUCUGAAGAGCGGUCCAUCCUGAAUGUGUUGUUGCUUCCCAGAAAUGUUGUGAUCAGGGAGGUGCAGGAGGAGAGGAAGAGGAGGAAUGGAGACAAAGAAACCUUUGUUGAAACAAAUCCUCACUGCAAUCUAACCCCGAAGAAAGCAUACAUCCUCUCCACAGAUAUUACAGAUGGAUAUAGGAUCAGCCCAACAACAGCAGAAUUUCUGGAUUUCCAGUCCUAUGAAAACUACUUCCCCACAUUUCAGUUGUUCUUGCUGACUGUUGUUAAAGAGUUUGAUCUCCUUCUGAAAGAAAAUGGCAGCACUGAAAAUCAAUGGGAGAGACGUGUCUGGCUUCCAGCUCCUGUCCAGGUCCAACCCCACGGGCCUGUGGCACCAGUACCAGCAGCUUCUGCCGAGGCUCAUGGCCCUGCAGUUCCUAUCCAGCUUCAGGCAGUUCCAACUCUGCAUCAGCCUGCACCUCAGCCAGCAGGCCCCGCCCAGGUCCAGCCUCAUGGGCCUGUGGCACCAGUACCAGCAGGCCCCGCCCAGGUCCAGCCUCAUGGGCCUGUGGCACCAGUACCAGCAGGCCCCGCCCAGGUCCAGCCUCAUGGGCCUGCAGCUCCUACUGCUGUUGUCCGUCCAUCUGUCCGUGAAGAUCAACCAGACCUGAGAUAAUCAAAUCAGUGGCUUCCAAAUAAACAUUUAAUGAAAAGUA